GCUCCACUCUUAAACUAAAGGCUUAAACAAGUUCUGAGGAACAUGUCUGGACGGAGAUCCUCUGCUCCCAUGUCUUCUAGCGACCCACACUGUCCCCACAGCCUUGGAGUCGUGGGAGGGGACCGCACCCCUUUGUCUCCCCCAUUCUUCUUUCCUCUCCAGGGGCUGCCUUGCACCUCCAUGACAUUGGCAUUGUGACUAUGGACUGGCUGGUGAGGAAUGUCACCUACAGACCCCACUGCCACAUCUGUUUCACCACGAAGGGGAUCGUGCAGUUUAGAUUUGCUCACCCAACUCCGCAUACGUCGGAAGAAUGUCGCAAGUGGAUUCUGCUGGAGGAUUAUCGGAGGCAGGUGCAAAACGUCACUGAGUUUGACGACAGCUUGCUGAGGAAUUUCACUCUGGUGACCCCGCACCCGGAAGUGAUUUACACAAACCAAAAUGCUGUCUGGUCGAAGUUUAAAACCAUCUUCUCCACCAUCUCUGGCCUCAUCCGUUACGCACCAGUGUUCAGAGACUAUGUCUUCCAGAGCAUGCAGGAGUUCUAUGAGGACAACGUGCUCUACAUGGAGAUCAGAGCCAGGCUGCUGCCGGUAUACGAACUCAGUGGAGAGCGGCAUGACGUACAGUGGUCCGUGAAGACUUACCAGGAAGUGGCUGAGAAGUUUGUGGAAACUCACCCCGAGUUUAUUGGAAUCAAAAUCAUUUAUUCGGAUGACAGAUCCAAAGAUGUGACUGUCAUCGCAGAAUCCAUCCGAACAGCCAUGGGGCUCCGGACCAAGUUCCCCACGGUGGUGGCAGGGUUCGACCUGGUGGGACAUGAGGACACUGGCCACUCCUUGCACUACUAUGACAAAGCGCUGAUGAUUCCCGCCAAGGAUGGUGUUAAGCUGCCUUACUUCUUCCACGCCGGAGAAACAGGUGAGCCCGUGGGAAUCAGCAGAGGAGGGCAGUGGGAGAGCUUCUAG
Sapajus apella (tufted capuchin) is the source of this 968-nucleotide messenger RNA. Its product is annotated as adenosine deaminase 2-like. Gene Ontology annotation, biological process: inosine biosynthetic process; adenosine catabolic process. Lineage: Eukaryota; Metazoa; Chordata; Mammalia; Primates; Cebidae. Bases 201 to 968 code for a protein of 255 amino acids. Gene Ontology annotation, molecular function: adenosine deaminase activity. The transcript is spliced from 5 exons. The record is from RefSeq and is a predicted model, not a curated record.